AUGCCUGCUCAAUUAGUCAUCUUCGACUUUGACGGGACUCUUUUCGAUACCCAUCAGGCCAUCUCUCACAGCAUCAAGCUCACCUUCGACUUACUCCUCCCAGCCUCAGCCCCAGCAGAGUCCGAGGUGCAGAAGUUGAUCGGUUCUGGCUUGGGGCUCAGGGAAGUCCUCCAAGCGCUACACACAUCUCCCGAUUCUUUCGAUGAGGGUGAAUGGACGUCAACGUACCGUCGCUUCUACAACGAUGAGGGACAGAAACUUGUAUCAGCAUUUCCUGGCGCCAAGGCACUUCUGAACAGGUUGCAUGAAAGAAAAGUUCCAGUCGCUAUUGUCAGUAACAAAGGUGUAGCCGCAGUCGAGACCGCCCUCGAGAACAACGGCAUUGAUACCAUUCCCGGAGACUUAAUUUGUCCGGAGCUAGGGUUUAAUGGCUGGAAGAGCCCAGCACCUCUGCUGGGUCCGGUGCGCUCUCGACGUCCCUUGAAAAUCCACGGGAAGGAAUAA
Fusarium subglutinans is the source of this 504-nucleotide messenger RNA. RefSeq names its product phosphoglycolate phosphatase. Gene Ontology annotation, biological process: DNA repair; dephosphorylation. Bases 1 to 504 code for a protein of 167 amino acids. NCBI's taxonomy places the organism in Eukaryota, Fungi, Ascomycota, Sordariomycetes, Hypocreales, Nectriaceae. The record is from RefSeq and is a predicted model, not a curated record. The transcript has a single exon. Gene Ontology annotation, molecular function: phosphoglycolate phosphatase activity.